UGUGGAUGACAGGUUGGCAUCUCAAUCGGACACGUCGUUUCUGAGUAGAUGAAGAAAUGAAGUGAACUAACGCUUUUGGAACUCGUUCGUUUUGGUCAUGCGUUUUCGCUUUUCCACCCAUCUUAAAACUGCUUGACUUUUUGAUACAACAGCAUUCUAUCAACGCAUUCUCAACAAGCCCCACUUAGAUUUCCCCGUUAACCUUAAACGCAGCAACCUUAAACUCAGCAUGACAGAAAUUGAGUCCAACGACAAAACAACAAACUUCCCGUCAGUUAAUGAAGAGGGAGCACCCAAUUUGGCUGAAAGAGCAAAACAAGAAACUAUGCGUCCUAACAAGCAUUCAAGCCAUCAUCAUAACAGGGAAUCUCAUGGACUGAAUAGUGAUAUUGAUGAGAACACCUCAGUGGAUGAUGUUAGGGCACCAAAUGUAUUUGAGCGAGCAAAGGAGGAGCUUCAAGCUCUUGCUGAGGUGUUCCAUCACAAGAAAAGGGCUCCUACUUCUGAUAUAAGGGAUGAAGAUCAAAUCGCCGAGUCAUCAGAACAUAGACAAGUAUCCCCAAGCUCUCCAUCAGAAACAAAAGCAAAGGAAGCGAACAUAUUUGUGAAAGCUAAGGAAGAGAUUAAAGCCAUCAUACACCGUGAUAAGUCAGAACACCAUCAUCAUAAAGAAACUCAUGGAAGGAAUGAUGAUAUUAAUGACAAUACCCCUACCGAUGAAGUUAAGGGUCCGAAUGUCUUUGAAAGAGUAAAAGAAGAAUUUGAAGCUGUUUUCCAAGCUAUACAUCCCAAGAAGGAAAGCUGACAAUUUUCCUUCCUUACCAUAGAAGGAUGAGGAAUCCUGUUUGAUUAGGGAUGUUAUGUGCAUGAUAGUGCAUGUUUGAAAAUCAGGUGGAAAAGUUCGAAGUACUUUUGCAAAAAGAUUAGGACCCUUAAUUUUGCUUUUAUUCGUCGGAUCUGCAUUAGAAUGAGUGUCAUAACAAUUUCAACUGCAAACCAAACGUGCUCAUAAACCGUAUAAACAUGUUUAUAUAUAUAUAUUUUGGAAUUUUGCUAUCCUAAAGUGGGCCCUCCUUUUAGAGAGAGAAGUAAAAGCUUGUGUGUGUGUGUGUGUAGGGUGCCUCACCAACUUAAGAUUGGAGCUCCUUCAAUCAAUCUUGGUGGUGUGUUUGAUGAUAAUAGAAACAAGUUAACUACA
This is a messenger RNA of Glycine soja, 1198 nucleotides long. RefSeq lists its product as uncharacterized. The record is from RefSeq and is a predicted model, not a curated record. The transcript is spliced from 4 exons. Bases 230 to 805 code for a protein of 191 amino acids. NCBI's taxonomy places the organism in Eukaryota, Viridiplantae, Streptophyta, Magnoliopsida, Fabales, Fabaceae.